GCGCUUAGUCAGUCUGUGCCCGAUUGCGCGGUCGUGCGGUCGAUUCGAUGAUUCUGGGAAUUUGCGUUCAAAUUGUCUUCUUUUUGCGUUUCUUCUGCAUUUAAAAAGAACCACAUCUCAAGAAGGGAGAAACGUGCAAUUAAGACAAAGUGUUCAUUGACGUAAUCGGAAGCGUUGUACGCGAAAUUACGUGUUGUGACACCAAAAUAAGUGCGUGCAUGUUUGUGAUAUCAUUAACAAUUUAUCAACGCUGUCUUCUGAUAAAAGGGAAAUCAGGGGUGAACGACGCAAAUGAUCGUCCAGUAACGCGUAUCAUUUGUCCAUAUUGUAAAUCGGUGUCAGAUUAUAAGUGGGAGAAUUAUGCUUUGGAAAAUGAUCACCCGUCGUGAAACGUACUUUGUGAUUUUGAUGAUCACUGUAAGCAGCUUCUCCACUUAUCAUUGCCCAAUAGAUGGAACAUGUGUAGAAAUAUCAUGCGAAUCGAAUUACGAGGGCGGUUUCGAAAUAAACUGUUCAAUGAAAAACGACUCCUCUUUUAUUAUAAAUAUUCAACCGAACCAAUACAUACUGAUUGAAUGUAUCAACUCGCCGGAAUGGGACAAUUUUAAUUUGGACAUGGCGUCUUUCAUAAAAAAUGAAAUCAAAUCAAUGUUCUUUCGUAUGUGCGAUUUUCCGAACAACAGCAGUUUGGGUGAAAUCACGCAAAUGUUCGGAGCUACUGGCAUUGAGAAAUUAAGCUUCCAAUCGUACAAGGACUUGAGCUUCGCUCUGCAAAAGUACCAUUUGAAUGACUUCGAAAAUCUUAAAUCCUUGGUUUUAUCGAGCAACAAUGUGACCAACGUGGACAAGGAUCUAUUGGCCGAUUUAACAAAUUUGACGGGGCUCAACUUGCUCGACAACAACUUACAUUCGAUCGAUGGAAUUUUCAACCAUACGCCGAAAUUGCAAUGGCUCGAAUUGGGCGAUAAUAAUUUGCACUCGAUAGAAGUAGGCACGUUUGAGAAUUUAAAAAAUCUGACAUUGCUCAAUUUGUGGAAAAAUAAUUUAACAGAGCUACAAUCGGGGAUUUUCGACGGACUCAUCGCUCUCAAAACUCUCGACCUUAAUACGAAUAAUAUGAUUAAUUUAACGGAAAAUAUAUUCGCGAAGCUAGAGAAUCUCGAGAUCCUCAACUUAUCUCGGAACAAUUUUACACAGUUGCCGAAAAAUCUGCUACGAAAUCAAACGAAACUGCAUACCUUCUCUCUGUUUGAAAAUAAAAAAAACAUGACAACUUUGCCGGAGAAAUUUUUUGCUAAUUUACCAGAAUUGAAGGUGUUGAAACUGACAAAGAAUGGAUUUAUUAACUUGCCGGAAGAUCUUUUCUGGGGCUCUUCCUCGUUGACCAAUAUCACUUUAGACCGAAAUUAUCUUACAACUUUACCCAAGCGAAUAUUUCGAGACUUGAAAGGAUUGAAAGAAUUGAUACUGAAUUUCAAUGAUCUCGAGAAAUUGCCUGAUAAUAUUUUCUUCAAUACCAAUCAAUUAAUAAAAUUGGAUUUAUCAAAAAAUCGCAUUACUUUCAUUUCCGAGCACGUGUUCGAUGGAUUAUAUGCUUUGGAAGAAUUAAACAUAGAAGAAAAUCAACUGAUGACCAUUGCUGACCGAAGUUUUAACUCUUUAGGGCAUUUGAAGAUUGCUAAAUUUUCUAACAAUCGUCUUACAUUACAAUCUACUUUUUCCGAGUAUUACAAUGAAUUUGGAUCCAACUCACCUUUUAGUUAUUGCGUCGAAUUAAAGGAAUUAUAUUUAGCUAAUAACAGUAUUUCAAAAAUAUUCGAUGACUGGAAGCUGAGUGAUGUAAAACUUCGAAAACUAGAUCUCAGAUAUAACAACAUAUCCUUUAUAACUAGCGAAGAUCUGCAAUUUAUAUCGAGAAAUGUCAAAGUGGAUUUAACUUAUAACAAAAUAGAGCACAUUUUCUUGGACAGUGCCGAACAACUUGCGGAAUAUCAAGACAGAGCUAUUCGUGAUGCGAUAAUAUAUGUGGGACACAAUCCGUUACAUUGCGAUUGCAAGCUGUAUGACUUUUUACGCUAUAUCGAAGGCAAAAUGCAUCCCAACGUUCAAAAUUAUUUCCACAUAAAACCUGGAAAUUUAACUUGUGAAAGUCCAGAAGAGCUGAAGAAUGAGCUCGUUACGAACUUGAAAUCUGAAUUGUUAAUGUGCAUAGUGAACGACACAGAUUCUGAAUCUAAGUGCUCCGAGAAGUGUGUCUGUUUCGAAAAGCCCGAAGACAACGCGUUCAUAUUUGACUGCUCUCACAAAAACUUGACUAGCAUUCCGAACGAUAUAAAAAAUCCUGAAAAUUACAAACAAGUCGUAUUGAAUUUCACCAAUAAUCAGCUUACACGAAUAUCGGAUUUAAAAAAUUUAAAAAAUUUAAAACUCGAAUCAGUGAAGAAACUUAUUUUAUCUCACAACAACAUCUCUGAAAUCUUUUUGGACGAACUGCCCAGGACAAUACAGGUCUUAGAACUACAUAAUAACAACAUGUCAAUAAUGCACUCUGAUGUGUUAGAGUUUUUGAAAAAUUCUACGAAUUUAACUGACUUGACGUUACACGAAAAUCCAUGGAUAUGCGAUUGCAAUACUAAGGAUUUCCUAAAUUUCAUUCAAACAAAACUCGUGAACAUACCCAAUUUAUUUAAAGUUACGUGUCCAGGGAAGAACAAAACCAUAUCGGAGAUGACCACGGUUGAAUUUUGUCUUUUCAACAACACAGCGACUAUGGGCGUUAGCAUAGCAAUCGCUCUGAUGGGAUUGUUUAUCGGCAUCUCGGGCCUACUUUAUUAUAAAUACCAACAACAUAUCAAAGUGUGGCUAUUCUCGCAUCAAUGGUGUUUAUGGUUCGUAACGGAAGAGGAAUUGGAUAAGGAGAAACUAUACGACGCGUUUGUAAGCUACUCGCACAAGGAUCAUGACUUUGUAGUGAAUGAAUUAGUGUCGAAAUUAGAGAACGGUCCGACGCCGUUCAAACUGUGUCUUCAUUAUCGGGAUUGGUUGGCGGGCGAAUGGAUACCCGCGAAUAUCGCUAGAUCUGUAGAAGAAUCGAGACGGACGAUAGUGGUAUUGUCGCCGAAUUUCCUCGAAAGUGUCUGGGGAAGGAUGGAGUUUCGAGCUGCUCAUAGUCAGGCAUUGAGCGAAGGUCGAGCGCGAGUAAUAUUGAUCCUGUACGGCGAUAUCGGUCAUACGGACGACUUAGAUUCGGAAUUGAAGGCGUAUAUAAGUAUGAAUACUUAUGUCAAAUGGGGAGAUCCUUGGUUCUGGGACAAAUUGAGAUACGCGUUACCGCAUAAAACCAAAUUACCCAGAAAGAGUAGCGCGAUCGGGAGAAAAAUCUUUGAGAAUCAUCAACUGUGUAUUCAAGCAAAUGGAGAUAAAAAAGAGCUUAUGUAUCCGAUCGGGAUCCCCGAGACUCCUCCAAAUACUACACCACCCGCCGAUACGUUUAAAACAUUCGACGAAAAGCUGCAGAAACAAUUACCUACGAACGAGUUUCCUCAAGCAUUGCGUAAGUUGAACGAAAACGUUACGAUAAUUCUUACACCGGAACAUUUAAUCAAACACGAUCCUAUGAUUGAUAACAGAGAGUACAUUGCUUGACAGCGCAAAGAUAAAAAUAUAGGAAAUGAUUAGCGAUCACAUUUAUAAUUUCGUCUGUGAUAGAUGCAGGGUUGAUGCUCCUAAAUUGUUUUAAGAAUUUUUUUCGUAAAGAAAACUUUAUCUUUAAUUUUGAAUCUU
Molecule: messenger RNA, 3783 nt
Organism: Nylanderia fulva
Lineage: Eukaryota; Metazoa; Arthropoda; Insecta; Hymenoptera; Formicidae
Gene: Tl
Product: toll like receptor
Biological process (GO): signal transduction
Cellular component (GO): plasma membrane
Molecular function (GO): signaling receptor activity; protein binding
Source: RefSeq, a predicted model, not a curated record